Messenger RNA from Mauremys reevesii (Reeves's turtle), 1233 nucleotides. RefSeq names its product N-acylethanolamine acid amidase (gene NAAA). Lineage: Eukaryota; Metazoa; Chordata; Testudines; Geoemydidae. The transcript is spliced from 10 exons. Gene Ontology annotation, molecular function: hydrolase activity, acting on carbon-nitrogen (but not peptide) bonds. The record is from RefSeq and is a predicted model, not a curated record. Bases 304 to 1227 code for a protein of 307 amino acids.
UCAGAGGCUUGCUAUGUGAAAGGGGUCAUCAGGACAAAAGUUUGAGAACCACUGGUCUUGUCCUUGUCAGAUUUCCCUGUGCCCGGCUGGUACCGGAGCUGCUGGGCUGCUUCGCGCUUGUCCUGGGGCUCUGCUGGCUGAGCAGCUGCGUUGGUAGCAGGCCUGGGGGCUGUGCAGAGGGGCGCUGGAAGGCCAUGUUGCAAGUGGGUGAGGGGAUGAUGGGCCCAAACUUUGUACACUUGGGAGGAAGGGGGAGUAGCUGGUCCCGGCCCAUAGGCUGGGCAAGGGCCGCACAGCCAGUGUAUGCUCGGAGUGGUGGUGGAUUUUGCCAGCAUCAAGCCCCAAUACUCAGGCUUUAUUGAUUCUGUACCUAAGUGGGUCCAUGCUGCCAUUCGGCCGAUAGCAGAAGAACUGGAGUCUUUUAUCCCUCAACCCUUUGCAGGAGAGAUCCUGGGAAUGUGCAAAGCACUGGGGAUUAGUGCUGGAGAUGGAAUUCUCAUCAAUUUGGCCUAUGAAUUUUCUGCGUUCUGUACCAGUAUUGUUGCUCAAGAUUCCAAGGGAAACAUUUACCAUGGUCGGAACAUGGAUUAUGGUUUUGGAGAUAUUUUACGCAAGAUUACAAUUGACGUGCAGUUUAUGCAAAAUGGGCAGGUAGCGUAUAAAGGUACCACGUUUGUGGGCUAUGUGGGCUUAUGGACUGGACAGAGUCCACACAAGUUUACAAUCUCUGGUGAUGAACGAGCUAAGGGAGGAUGGUGGGAGAAUGCAAUAGCUGCUUUCUUGAGUCGAAACGUCCCAGUCAGCUGGCUUAUCAGGGAUACCCUGAGCAAGGCUGCAGACUUUCAAGCUGCCGUUCUCAAACUGGCUGCGACCCCGAUCAUUGCGGACGUUUACUACAUCGUCGCAGGGACAUCGCCCAAAGAGGGCGUGGUCAUCACAAGGAAUAGAAGGGGGCCGGCAGACAUCUGGCCUCUUGAGCCCACAGCCGGAGCGUGGUUCCGUGUAGAGACAAACUAUGACCACUGGACAACCCCUCCUCCAUUUGAUGAUCGAAGAACUGCAGCCAUUAAAGCUCUCAAUGCCACUGGAUGGGAGAAUAUUAAUUUUGAGACCCUCUUUCAGGUAUUAUCAGUGAGGCUGGUCUUAAACAAUUACACAAUAUAUACCACAGUAAUGAGUGCUGCAGCCCCAGACAAGUACAUGACACGGAUCAGAACCUUGGAGUGAACAUGU